Cottoperca gobio is the source of this 1380-nucleotide messenger RNA. RefSeq names its product gap junction beta-4 protein-like. Gene Ontology annotation, molecular function: gap junction channel activity. The transcript is spliced from 2 exons. The record is from RefSeq and is a predicted model, not a curated record. NCBI's taxonomy places the organism in Eukaryota, Metazoa, Chordata, Actinopteri, Perciformes, Bovichtidae. The coding region runs from base 267 to 1103 and encodes 278 amino acids. Gene Ontology annotation, cellular component: connexin complex. Gene Ontology annotation, biological process: cell-cell signaling.
GUGUUUGCUAUCACCAGUUCCACCAGUGACUGCAGCAGAAGAAUGAGCCUGUGUUUGCUUUGUCUGAUAUUCCCCCCUCCCUCCCCUUCGCCCUGUGCCAAGAAGGCAGAAGUAAUAAGUUCUAUAUCAAAGAGCAUUUGUGCUCGACGUGCUCAGUUCAGUUUGCGUGGAAGCCAUCUGUAUUUGAGCACUCAGCGGAGUGUUUGCCACUUUUCGGGGGCUUCUUUUUCAUCAAGGGGGUCCAUCCUAACAUCUGAAACAGCACCAUGAAUUGGGCCUUCCUUGAGGGCCUCCUGAGCGGGGUGAACAAAUACUCCACGGCAUUCGGUCGCAUCUGGCUCGCCAUUGUUUUCAUCUUCAGGCUCAUGGUCUUCCUGGUGGCCUGUGAGAAGGUCUGGGGUGACGAGCAAAAGGACUUUGAUUGCAACACCCGGCAGCCCGGUUGUCACAACGUCUGCUACGACCACUUCUACCCCCUCGCCUACACUCGGCUCUGGGCUCUGCAGCUGAUCUUUGUCACCUGCCCGUCCCUUCUUGUGACGCUCCAUGUGUCCUACCGAGAAGAACGUGAGCGCAAACACCGGCUGAAGAACGGAGAAGACUGCGUCCCGCUGUAUGAUCACACGGGGAAGAAGCGAGGGGGUCUGUGGUGGACCUACUUCUUCAGCCUGCUGUUUAAGAUUGCGGUGGACGGCGUGUUUGUCUUCCUGCUGUUCUACAUCUACGAGGCCACGUUCUUCCCACCGCUGGUGAAAUGCAACAUAGAUCCAUGUCCCAACAUGGUGGACUGCUACAUCGCCAGACCCACAGAGAAGAAGAUAUUCACCAUCUUCAUGGUGGUGACCAGCUUUGUGUGCAUCUUCCUCACUUUUUGCGAGGUCUUCUACCUGUGUGGGAAGAAGUUCUGGGAGAGCUGCUGCGGUGGAGGAGGACAUCGCUCAGUGAGAGAAAACUCCUUCAUGAUGUACAAAACUCCUCUGACGGGGAAGGAGAACUCAGCCUUCAAAGAGCCGGUCCGGGACGAAACCAAGAUGGUGGACAAAGGCAACGGAGACGCUAGCAAAGAGAAUUCAGCGCCAGCGUACAGCAUAGUAGUGACCUGAGAGACGUGUGUCCCGAUAAUGAGUGUGAGAAAAGAACUAUGUAAGGUAGCUGUUGUAAAAUAUUAGUGGCUCUAAAGGAAAUGUUUACAAAGGUGUCUUUCUUUUCUUUUGUACAUCAAAAUGAUGCAAAGUCUUUCUCCUCAAUAUUGUUUGCUUUUUAAAGGUUUGUGAUCUAAAAUAACGUUAAUACACUAAAGGCCAUUUACUGCACUUUGACUAUUUAUAUGUUUAUUUGUUACAUGAGAUUAUUUUGUUAUCUGUAUGACCACAAAAAGAA